This is a messenger RNA of Entrophospora sp. SA101, 567 nucleotides long. The record is from the annotation of a GenBank genome assembly. NCBI's taxonomy places the organism in Eukaryota, Fungi, Glomeromycota, Glomeromycetes, Entrophosporales, Entrophosporaceae.
AUGACACAUCAAGCUUGGACUAUUGCUGAUUUACCGCAUCGACGAUGGAGGUUAAAAUAUUUACCUGAUGAAUUCCGAGCAGAAGACGUUAGAGACGAAAAUCAUCCUUAUUUCACAUUAUUAAAAAUUUUUGAUCAAUUAAGGGACUUGGCUUACACAACAGAAGAUGUACCAAUGCUAUCAAUAAUAGAGCAUAAAUUAAAAAUCGUUGGAAAAAUCAUUGACAACUUGAUUGAUUUGCCGGGUCCUUAUAUAAAAGGCGUAAUCGAUUUCACUGCAUUAUCAGCCUACGUUCAUACAAUCAACGAUUUAUGGUCCAAAAAAAAUCAAUUAAUGUUGACACCUGUGUGGAGAAGUCAUAUAACUUCCGAGAAAUUUUCCGAAUAUUUAAAUACCGAGGUUUACGAAUCAUUUUUAUUACCAACACUUUAUCAUAUAAGUUUAAUAUUAGAUUGGUGGUUGGGCGAUCCUCAAUUCGAAUUUUGGAUUGGAAUAAUUGAUUUAAAUUUUGAUCAAUUCGAAACACAAUUAGAAGCUUAUGUUCAUUUUUGUAAGAAUCAAUUAUAA